AUAUACAGAGAGCAAUAAAUACUGUAAAUAAAAUCUGUAUGGAAGACAACACUCGUCUUAGGUGGGAUUUUCAUUUCACGGGCCUCUCUCUCUCUCUCAUCAUCGUCUUCUCUGGGUCACUGGUUCUCGAUUGGCUUCCUCAAUUUUCUUUGAUAACUCAUCAAGAUUUAUCGCAGUUAUUAGCCAUGGAUUCUGAUUCUUGGGCCGCUCGUCUAUCUUCUACUUCCAGGCGCUAUCAAUCCGCUUCCCAGUCUCGAUCUGGGAUGAGAUGGGAGGGUAUCGAUUCGGAAAUGUUGAUAGGAUUCGAGGAAACAGACAUGGUCGAGGAUGAUGUCAGAGAGGAGUUUCCAUGCCCCUUUUGUUCUGAGUACUAUGAUGUCGUUGGAUUGUGCUGCCAUGUUGAUGACGAGCACCCUGUUGAAGCCCAGAAUGGGGUGUGUCCGGUUUGCGCAACAAGGGUGGGGGUUGACAUGAUCGCACACGUCGUAUUGCAGCACGGGAAUGUCUUCAAGAUAUCCUUUUUCCAGCCUGCAAUAAGAAAUUAUUCUCUUUAUGCCAUAUACUCCCUUCGUCUCGAAAUGAACUUUGGUGUUUGACUUUAUGAAAUAAAAAAAGUGUUUAGAAAAAUAAAUAGUGAGCGGUUGGAAUUCAUUUAGAGAAAAAAGAUUGUGUGUCGUGAACCACAUAUUUCAUUCUUUAAUAGGACAAAAGAGAAAUGGGAAGUUUUUUGGGACAACCAAAAAGAAGAAACUGUCAAGUUUAUUUUGGGACGGUAGACACACACAUACACAUGCAUACAUAUAUUACAUGGUCUAUUUUGGCUCAUUCGUAAAUGAGGGAGUGGUAUUUAAGAAAAUGCUAAAUUUUCAAUAAUGACUAGAUUUUGUGGUUGAAAAAGGCAUUGGCUUGGUGUUCUAGUAUACGCUCCCCCCCCCGCCUGGAUUCUAGCUGUCCAUUUUCUUAUUUUUGUUUGUCCGGAGUUAGUUUUUCACUUUUAGUAUUCAAUAUAAAAAAAUAUGUUGAAUUGUCUAAAAUAUUCUUGAGAUAAGAGUAUGAGCAUUGUUGACUUGAAUUAAUGAAAAACUCAUUUUAAUGAUUUAUUUUUCUCUCUAAUCUCAUUUCCUUGAUUUAUUUCUCUCUUUAAUCUCAUUUCUUGAAAAUGAGAUUUUUUAGAAAGUGGGCCACUUAAUCCAGGCAGAGGGAGUAGUUUUUUAGAAUCCUCCCUCUAUUGUAUGCCAACAUGUAUAAUUUGAACCUAAGUUUCUUGUCUUUCCUGAUCUUUAUAUAACAUACGGCUAUGCGCUCUAUGUCCCAUGAGUUUUUUGUUUUAUACACUUUCCUUUUUAGUCCUUCCCAAAUUUAUGUUCACUCUCCGUACUAGAACCUUUUACAUUUCAAUUAUCCUUUUUAUUAAUUUAUUUCUAUUUAGAGGGUGAAAUUUGUCAUUUACGUAGUCGAACAAUAUCUCAAACGAGUAAAUGAUAGUUCUUUAAUUUUUGUUGUGAGCUCCUUGACCAGAGUUCUACGUGCAGCACAAGAGGAGAUCACGUAAAAGCAGUUCACAUUCAACGCUUUCAUUGUUGAGGAAGAAAUUGCGAGAAGGAAAUUUCCAGUCUCUCAUAGGAGGAGGGUCAUCUUCCUUUAUAGCAGCUCCUUCAAGUAGUGCUGCGCCAGACCCAUUGGCUUCAUUUAUUUUGCCAAUGUCGGAUGAUUUUGGGAAUGCCCAGUUACACUCUUCUCAUGAAGCCAACUCUGCUGCGAAAAGCACAUCAGAAAAUGUUCCCAAAAGAAAACAACCUCCAUUAUCAGUGGAGGACAAAGAGGAGAGGACAAAGCGUAGCGAGUUUGUUCAAGGGCUGGUGUUGUCCACCAUUCUUGAGAACUCAUGAAGGUACAUACCCCCCCACCCCCACACUUGAAGGACUAUUUAUCCCCCCCCCAGCCAAACGAACCCUGCAGGACUUUGAUGAAAACCCAACCACGGAAUAAGAUCUCUUAUGUGUUGUAGGGGAUGUUUAUUAGUCCUUAGGUUGCCAACUUGUGUAUGUGUAUUUGUAUUUGUAUUUGUAUUUGUUUCCAAUAUAAGUUAAUGCAUUGACGAUAUCGCCCCCCUCCUUAGACCCCCCCCCCCCCAACUUGAGAGACGUUUGUCAUUCGGUUGUUAUUGUUGUUGCAUUGACAAUAUAAUGAAUAGACAUUU
Messenger RNA from Cuscuta campestris, 2200 nucleotides. NCBI's taxonomy places the organism in Eukaryota, Viridiplantae, Streptophyta, Magnoliopsida, Solanales, Convolvulaceae. The record is from the annotation of a GenBank genome assembly.